Molecule: messenger RNA, 3645 nt
Organism: Toxoplasma gondii ME49
Lineage: Eukaryota; Apicomplexa; Conoidasida; Eucoccidiorida; Sarcocystidae
Exons: 1
Coding region: 1-3645 (1214 amino acids)
Source: RefSeq, a predicted model, not a curated record
AUGAACCCGUACAACGUAGCGCAGCAAGAGAAACGAUCCUGGGACGGCGAAGUCAAAGAGUGCGCAGCGUUUGGAGAAAACGCAGGAACUAUACAACAGAGGGUGCAGGACAAAGACAACAACAGAUUCAUCUCUCGAGGAGACGUCCGAAGACUUCCGCUUGACGCGUCUCUUGAACUUUUUCCGGACCAACCUCUCACCGAAGAGGCGUCCCUUGAAAGACAGUUCCAAUUAUUUUGGCCAUCAGAACACCCACGCCCUCUACGGUCUGAGGAGUCUCACAGAUUUAACUCGACGCCGAAAGCUGGAAUUCAUUCAGGAGACCAACAAAAGCAUCGUGAGUUAGGCGCAUGUGCUGGGAAAAGCGUGGCAGACAUUUUUCCAGGUGGAGACACCCAAAGGACGACUGCGUUGGAGGUCUCGACCCACACAAGGACGCAAGAACAGACCGAAAAGCAGGCUUCUAUGGAGCAGGUAGAGACAGAUGUGACUGCUAGCAAGAACCGUCAGAUGAAGCAAGGAAAAUCAGAAUACGUGGAAAGUCGUGAAGAGAAUGAGCGCGAUCGCAAACAACUGGAGGAGCUGCAGACAGAAACCCCAAAGGAUGCAACGUUUGACGAGGAUAAACCCAGCGUGAUUCAACACAGUUUCUGCGAGAGCCGGGAUAUGGAACUCGUUUCAUAUCGUCUCGUGGGAAGUGGAUUAAUGAACGAGCUGCAGACUGAAAGAGACGAUAGAGUUGAGGCAAGGGACACAUGCGUCGACCAUCAAGAAACAGUUCCAAACCAAGAACAUCAGUGCACACACGUGGCGGCUGCGCAAGGGAAGACUUCAGGCCAUACUGAAAAUGGGCGUGAAGGAAGCCAGCAAGCAGAGAAUAUCCGUAGUUCGCUCAUGAGUAAGAACGCUGGGCCGUUCCACCUUCUUCAAAAAGGCCUUUUAGCUGAGGCUGAGGCGGAUGCUUCUCUUGCACAUGCGAAGAAAGAGCAGGAAAAGGCAGUCACCGAAAAAGGUUCUUCUGCGCAAAUACACAUGUCAGUCUCUCAGCAGAAUGUGGGUCAUCAACACUCGAGAGAUCCAGACCACCUUUACGCUGUCGCAGAUAGUGUUCAGGACCUCUCAAAUGAAUUCGAAUGUUGGUCACGAAACGACCAUGUUUCGGUGCCGCCCAAAGCGAAUGAACAAGAUAACAAAACAGAACGAAACCCGGGCCGCCUUCCGCACCGGGUCGAAGCGACUGUGCUCGGAGAUAAUGAGCAAGUCGAAAAGGGUACGAAUUCUGCCUGCGACAUGGAAAGAGAGGAAGUGCGUUCAGAGGAAGCCAGCAUAUCACGAACAAGUAGAAAUGCCAAAAGACAUGCAGACAGUCCCCUAGAUUGGGUCCCAGACACAAGUCCCGAUGCGCAACCACCGACGCGGAGCGGCCGGCAAUCUGAUCCUCUGACCCCGACCUCAAUCACCUGGAAGCAGGCGUUGGUCUUCCCCUCUACCAGGCAAAAUCCCCUUUCCCCAGGUCCUAGUCUCGAAGAGACAAAAACUAUAGAGUCUGGUGCUUCCACGUCAGAUCCAACCCACACGGGAGAGAGUACCGCUACCGGAAAUAAGAAACGCGUGGUAGAUAGACUCCUACCUGGCGAGGUUCCAGCCAUUCCUGGGCAUGAAGUAGUAGAGCCACUUGGACACAACAUGGAUUUGGAACAGAGCACUCUGCAUGAAACAUCACAGACGCACCACGUAAACCAAAUCGAUACAGGUGUUGUUUGCACGAUCUCUACUGCAGCAGAAACUCAUAAGGCAUUUAGCAAAAUCUUGCCCGGGAGCUGUAUAGGCAAUAGGCAAACAGCCGUUGUGCUGCAAAGUGAACAGACGGCUACCAAGGUGGAUGAAGAUGUGAACAGCAGUACUCAAUCAGGAUUGGUGCACACGGUGGCAGGAGGAAAUAUGGAAGAACAACAUAUGGAUGAAGCUGUGAAGACCAACACUCAGCCAGGACGUGUACACACGAUAGCCGGAGAAAACACAGAAGAGCCACAUGUGGAUGAAGCCGUGGAGACCAACAUUCAGUCAGGACGUGUACGUAUGUUGGCAAGAGGGAACAAAGAAGUACAAAAUGCAGAUCAGGGUCUGACAUCGGGCUUACUAGGGACCCAGGAAGAGCAAUUGUUCAAUGACACCACGCUGACAACGUCGCUCACAAUAGAAAGUGGCAACGAAAAAGAAGCUGCCGUGGUUGCAAACGAAAAGCCGACAUGCCCUUGUCAGGAUGCGCCAGACACCUCUUUCUCCGAGCAGACAGUUCUGCCACCGGUGAAAAAGGGCAACGCCCGCGGCCAGGUGAAAUUAAUGACAGAUGUGCUGCCAGGAGACGACCAGGAGUACAUAAUCAAAAUAGGCGAGGCGGCCACCAGCCAACCUGACCAACGGGUGAUGCUCCAGAAGAGGAAGCAGAUGAAACAACCGGCACAGCUGCCGACGGUAUUGUCAGAAAAGGCGCAUAGAUCAGGUGAUGUACCAGAAGAACAGAAAACGGAAAGGAGUGGAGACCACACUGCAUGCUCGGCUGACAAGCUUCCCAAAAGGGCGGGACGAAAGAAGUCUGCGAAACGAGACCGAGACCGCGAUGCAGCACCUGAACCCGACCUAAUCAAGCCCAAGCAGUCAACUGUGGCAUCGGAUGAAUUUUCAAUUCCACUGUAUUCACCGAAUGUCGUCCCAUCUUCGUUUGCUUCGGCAAUUCCUGCUUCUCCCAUAACUCCCGCGCCUCCGUCACCACGAACGCCACGUCCGAUGACAGGGAUUACGGCAUUGCUGCCAGUGUUGGCAAGACGGGCAUCUCGAAAGGAGAAUACUACAGGAUAUGAACAUUACUCAAGCGCAUAUCUUUCAGCAAAUCACUGUUCCGACGGUGCCGGUAGGCACAGGGUGCGACAACGGGGCAUGAAUGAAGCCGCUGAGGAAAUGAACUCUGUCAUAAAAAAACUGUCCUGCGACAGUCGGUCCGACAUCAAACGAGACGAGGCUUACAAAGCAUCUGACAAACAGAAAGGCACGGGUGAUCCUCCACCAUGCAACGGUACGAGAAAACGCAGGCGUAGACUGAUCAAGUUACCUCUCGUUCUCGAUGAAGAGAACAAAGAAGUUGAGGCGGAUGCCUCCACAAAGAGGUAUUCCCCAGGUUCGGCUGAGGGUCAGGUUUACGAUCAAAACACGCUGAUUCCCUUGGUACCGGGUCCUGAGCGGGGACCUUGGAGACGAGGGCGAAUACGCUGGACUGAAAAACAAAAGUGUUUCACUGUUUCAGCUCCUCGAGUGGCCAGAGAGCGAAGCGGAAGUGUAAGGAAACGCUUUUUUGUUGGCAGAAAAGCUAGCGCAGCUGACGCCUUCGCCAACGCGGAGGCUUGGCUAGACCAACAAAUUGAGGCCCAAGACGGCAGCAUCCCGGAAGAACAGACACAGAACAAGGGAGGAAAAGGGACAGAGCCAUCUGGCGCGAGAGAAGAAGAGAGGGGGAGCAGCGCCAACGAUGAAACACGGAAGGAAGAAGAGAAACCGGAGGACGAAGAACGUGAGGAGCAGCAUGCACAAGCAUCACUGUGGGUCAACCGGCUACGGCCUCAUGUCAUCAGAGAUUCUGAAAAGUCAUAA